This is a messenger RNA of Sporisorium graminicola, 957 nucleotides long. RefSeq lists its product as uncharacterized. Gene Ontology annotation, biological process: succinate transport; fumarate transport; transmembrane transport. The coding region runs from base 1 to 957 and encodes 318 amino acids. The transcript has 2 exons. Lineage: Eukaryota; Fungi; Basidiomycota; Ustilaginomycetes; Ustilaginales; Ustilaginaceae. The record is from RefSeq and is a predicted model, not a curated record.
AUGUCGAAAGCGGACAAGAAGGUGGCCCCUUCCACACACCUGAUCGCGGGUGGUAUUGCAGGGUUUGCGGAAGCAUGUACCUGUCAUCCCCUGGACACGAUCAAGGUGCGAAUGCAGCUCUCGCGUAGAGGCAAGAAGGCCGGCGAAAAGCCCCGAGGCUUCAUCGCAACUGGUGCGCAUAUCAUCAAGCGUGAAACCCCACUGGGUCUUUACAAGGGUCUGGGCGCGGUUGUGGCGGGCAUCGUGCCCAAGAUGGCCAUCCGAUUCAUGAGUUUCGAGCAGUACAAGGCGGCUCUGGCGGACAAGAACACGGGCAAGACGUCGGCGCAAGGCAUCUUCCUCGCCGGUCUGGGUGCCGGUACCACCGAAGCUGUCGCCGUAGUCAACCCGAUGGAGGUGGUCAAAAUCCGUCUACAAGCGCAGCAGCACUCGCUCGCCGACCCUCUCGAGGUGCCCCGAUACCGCAACGCCGCACACGCCCUGUACACAAUCAUCCGCGAGGAAGGUUUUAUGACGCUCUACCGGGGUGUGGCGCUCACAGCAGCACGACAGGCGACCAACCAGGCCGCUAACUUCACCGCCUACCAGGAGCUCAAGGGCGCCGCUCAGCGCUACCACGGCACCACCGAACUGCCUUCCUACGAGACGGCCGUGAUCGGACUCAUCUCGGGUGCUCUGGGACCGUUCUCGAAUGCGCCCAUCGACACGAUCAAGACGCGUAUCCAGCGUGCCUCCAAGGUAGAAGGCGAGACCGCCAUCAGCCGUGUAGUCAAAGUGGCCAAGGACAUGUUUGCACAGGAAGGUGCCAGCGCCUUCUGGAAGGGCAUCACGCCUCGUGUAGCGCGUGUUGCUCCUGGUCAAGCUGUUGUCUUCACCAUCUACGAAAAAGUCAAGGGCUACAUCGAGGCAGCGAAGACUGGCGAUUUUAGUCUCACUGACACUCGUUCCGACGAGUGA